Erythranthe guttata (spotted monkey flower) is the source of this 3088-nucleotide messenger RNA. It is a transcript of the gene DBE1, whose product is annotated as debranching enzyme 1. Gene Ontology annotation, biological process: starch biosynthetic process. The record is from RefSeq and is a predicted model, not a curated record. Gene Ontology annotation, molecular function: isoamylase activity. NCBI's taxonomy places the organism in Eukaryota, Viridiplantae, Streptophyta, Magnoliopsida, Lamiales, Phrymaceae.
AUACCCGUUACUAAAACUGGACCUUUUAUCAGGUUGUUCAAUAAAAAAAGUGCCUAUUAAAAUUUCAAUUUUCAAUUUGUUGGUGAUUUUCCGAUACCUCAUGAAAACCAGUGAACAUUCUUCGCUCAGUUGUUAUCCAUUCCCACUCCGAUUUCGGUGCGAUAAAUGGGCAAUCGCUAAGAAAUCGAAGUUCCAGUUUUGUGAUUUAGUCCAUUCCCGUAUUUCCGAGAAUGGCUGUUCUUCCAGUACCGUAUGUGAUGCAACCACAUUGCGUAGGAAAUGAAUCUUUCGAAUCGUCUAAGUCGUUUCCCACCAGCCAUGGAAGAUAUGGGAAAAGGGUGACAAGCGAUUCUCGUAAAUUAGAUUUCAGACGGAUAAAUCUCCACGGAGGACAAUUCGCGAAACCCAUAGGAAGGAUUUCUUGCAGCCAUCAUGUAACGAAAGCAAUAGCUACUUCAGAUGUUUCUGCGGUGAAAAUCCUAGAAAACGUACUAACUUAUCGAUUUUGGAUGGAGAUCGGUGGUCAAUUGAAGGUAAUGGUUAAAAAGAAUAAUAAUAACAAAUAUGGAGUUUAUGUCGAAGUCGAAUCUUUACAACUUGAUGAAGAACAACGAGAGCUAAUUAUGAUCUGGGGGAUUUUCAGAGAUGAUUUGACAAAAUUUAUGCCAGUUCAACAAUCAAGCACUGAUGGCACCACCGAAACCCCAUUUGUGAAAGAUUGUGACAGGUUGUCCGUUGAGCUUGAAUUCGAGGAAAGUUUAGCGCCUUUUUACGUCUCGAUAUUAUUAAAGUCCAAAUUAGGUUCCAACUCGAAAACCUCGACAAUCAGAAGCCACAGGAAAACAAAUUUCAUCGUGCCUGUAGGUUUUCGCUCCGGGCGUCCUUCUCCAUUGGGCAUUUCUCUCUUAAAUGACGGAUUUAUAAAUUUCGCCUUCUUCUCACGCAAUGCAUACAGUGUUGUACUCUGUCUAUACGCAGACACCACAGUAGACAAACCUGCUCUGGAGAUUGAUCUCGAUCCAUACGUAAAUCGAUCAGGUGAUAUUUGGCAUGCUUCGAUAGAUUGCUCCUCUUUGCCAUUCGUUAGCUACGGUUAUCGAUGCAGGAGCAGUAGUACCGACAGUAAAGGGCACCGUGUUCUGCCCGAUCCAUACGCUAAGGUUAUCGAAGAAUUUGGACCUCGAAAAUGCCUUGGAAGAUUGUGCAACGAAUCUGCAUUUGAUUGGAGCGGCGAAUCUCGCCCCAAUUUACCGAUGGAGAAACUGAUUGUCUAUAGGUUGAACGUUGCACGUUUUACGAACGAUAAGUCCAGUAAAUUACCUCGUGAUAUUGCUGGAAGUUUCUCCGGUAUUUCCGAUAAAUUGCAUUAUUUCAAGAAUCUUGGUGUGAAUGCUGUCUUAUUAGAGCCGAUCUUCCCCUUUGACGAACAAAAGGGACCCUAUUUCCCGUGGCAUUUCUUUUCUCCGGGGAGCUUAUAUGGACCCUCUGGCGAUCCGAGUAAAGUUGCUAAUUCGUUGAAGGAGAUGGUGAAAAAGCUGCACGCUAAUGGAAUGGAGGUAUUACUGGAAGUUGUUUUCACACAUACUAGUGAGAUUUCAGCACUGAGAGAAAUCGAUAACUCGUCUUAUCACCAUGUCGAAGGAGGGGAGGAAUUGAAAUCAAGAAACUCGUUGAAUUGCAAUUACCCAAUUGUCCAACAAAUGAUCUUGGAGUGUCUCCGUUAUUGGGUGACCGAGUUCCACAUCGAUGGCUUCUGUUUCAUCAAUUCAUCCUCUCUCACGAGAGGCUUCCAUGGCGAGUUCCUCUCUCGCCCUCCAUUGGUCGAAGCUAUUGCUUUCGAUCCUUUACUUUCAAAAGUCAAGAUAGUGGCGGACUCGUGGGACCCACAUGAAAUGGAGAUGAAAGAAAUUGUUUUCCCUCACUGGAAGAGAUGGGCGGAGAUGAAUGCGAAAUUCUGCUCCGAAAUGAGGAAUUUUUUUAGGGGUAAGGGUUCGAUAAGCAGCCUCGCAACUCGUCUAUGUGGCAGCGGUGAUCUCUUCUUGGGUGGGCGGAGCCCGGCCUUCUCUUUUAACUUCGUCACGAGAAAUGUGGGUCCCACACUCGUUGACUUGGUCAGCUAUAAUAGCAUCGAAUCGAGCUGGAAUUGUGGGGAAGAGGGCCCCACAAAUAAGAUUCUUGUACUUGAAACAAGGCUUAAGCAGAUACGCAAUUUUAUAUUUGUCUUGUUUGUGUCUUUGGGUGUGCCGGUGCUUAAUAUGGGAGACGAGUGUGGCCAAUCCACCAGAGGCUCGCCGGAAUAUUCCGACAGAAUAUCCUUCGAUUGGAGUGCGUUGAAAUCGGGUUUCGGUACUCAGGUGACCGAGUUCAUUUCGUUUUUGAGCUCGCUGAGAAUAAGACGAAACGAUCUUCUUCAGAAAAGAAGCUUCUUGAAGGAAGAUAACAUCGAGUGGCAUGGGGCUGAGGGGGGCCCACCCAUGUGGGACGAUCCGUCGUGCAAAUUCUUGGCGAUGACUUUGAAGGCCGAUCCACCGUUGAGUGACUUGUUUGUUGCCUUCAACGGCGGUGAUUGUUCCGAGAAAGUUGCUCUGCCGCCACUUGCCGCAGUUGAUACAAAUUGGGUUUGUUUGGUCGAUACUUCGCUUCCUUUUCCGGGGUUUUUCACCGAGGAAGGUGUUCCUUUGGAGGAUGGAUUAGAAACGUACGAGAUGAAGUCUCAUAGCUGUGUAUUAUUCGAAGCUCGGAGCUUUAUCUGAGAGGUAACCUGCUAUUAUAUUUUAUUUUUUAUUCCAUAAGGGGUUCGGUAUAUAUGUCCCCAUUUUUGGUGCAACGAUGCUCGAAUAAAGUGUGGCGCUAUUUGCUCGUUACAACUAGGUAAACUGAUCUAUUACUUCUUGGUUCUUUGAAUUGAUUAGCAGUUAAUUUAUAAUGUGCUUGCUUAAAAACGUAUUUUUUAUCCGCGUCUUGUCUUAUUUUUUUUUUCUUUAUGUCUGAAUCGAGUAAGGCCUCGUUCGGUUAGGUAGAUUAGAUGUUUGUCUGAAAAUCGACUAAGUAAAUAAUUGGACUUUGUUUGCUGCUUGGUAAACACAAU